Tricharina praecox is the source of this 3314-nucleotide messenger RNA. RefSeq lists its product as uncharacterized. Gene Ontology annotation, molecular function: protein binding. The transcript has 8 exons. The record is from RefSeq and is a predicted model, not a curated record. Lineage: Eukaryota; Fungi; Ascomycota; Pezizomycetes; Pezizales; Pyronemataceae. The annotation marks the transcript as partial.
GUCGUGCAGUGUUACACCGGGUGUGUUCUGUAUCGAGACUCUACUUGACCCCGCUUCCCAGUUACGGCUGAACGUCAAUUCAGUACGUCCACCAAGCUCCAACCAUCUCCAUUGCCGCCACACUGUUUUCAUUCUACCUCUUGCGAUAUGUCGAAACCCAAAGGAAAAUCGACGGCCCGCCGCUUCGUCGACUGGGCCCUCAGAAGGAGUAGCAGCAGCGUUCCCAAUUCCGGCCUGUCAGGCUCAUCAACAGGCCCUGACCGAGCCGGCUCUGCGAUUUUCGUCGCCGGAAUGAUCUCCGCGAGCCUCACAACGCCGAGUUCUGCCUCACUACCAGCGCGACUAUCUACGAGUUUUAUACCUGCGCCGCCGGAGAAGCCCGCCGCUGGAGUCGAUCUCGAUGAGGGGGCAAGGGAGGAAUCCGAUGCUCAACUAUUGCCCGGCGCUGUCGUGAGCGCGACCGAAGACACCACGGCAGACUUGGAUGCAACUGUCCAGGUCGGGCCCACUUCGGAAGGGAGCUGCCGCACCGCUGCUAAAGGGAACAUCGGCACGGAACCGGAUAGCGUGCCCCAGCCAACUGUCGACAGCAGUAUCGGCAUACCCGAGUCCUUAUGGAAGAGGGCGCUCAAUGAGUUAUCCUCAGCGGAGCGUGCAAUCCUCAAAGAAUCCGGUAUCGAAGCCGAGAUACAGACCUCCACGGGCAUAUUAACCUCCGAAAGUGUCGGCGCGGAAAUGACACGAAUCCUGAGCGCGGAUGAGAGACAAUCUUGGAAAAUAGAAGUCAGGGGUCACGAGCUACAGCUUAGAGACAUCGUAGGGAAGAUUUUGCGCUGGGUGGACAAGUUCAAGGCGAUCGGAGAUAUCGUGGUUCAGUACGAUCCCGUGCAUGCCGCUUUGCCGUGGGCGGCAUUCCGAUUCCUUCUACAGGCCUGUCUGAGUAAAAAGGAGACCUUGGAUACAAUCCUCGUUGGGAUCGAAAGGACUAGCUAUGUUAUCGACCGGUGUAAAUUGUACGAGAAUCUGUAUCUCAAAGGGGAGUUUACAGAUGCAUCAAAGAACCUCGAACGUACCAUGCUGAAGCUCUAUACUGCCGUCUUGAAGUAUCUAGUGAAGGGUAUGAAGAGUGCGGGAGAGAAUGUUGUGCGUGGAGUAUUCACAACGGAGGAGCUUUCAAACUAUCUUGGCGAUAUCGAUGUCUUAGAGGAAACAGUCGGAAAAGAUGCUCAGGCUGCUGAAGCACAGAACCGGUUUCGGGGUUACCAAGAAAUGGAUUCCAAGUUUAACGAGCUUCGAGAUUUGUUGCGCGAACUGGACAGCACAACAUCGAGGGUGGUACCUAGGCUUGAUGCCAUACAUCACAUGCUGCAAGUAUCCAAUAAAUCCAACGUUCUGAACUGGAUCUCGACAAUCCCGUAUAUCAGCCAUCACAGGCAUAUCAGCGAGAAUCGUUUGGGCGGAACCGGCGAGUGGUUAUUCGCUAGGAACGAGUAUUACGAUUGGAAAUCAUUGAGCGCUUCGAAGUUGUUGUUGCUACGGGGAAUCCCUGGAGCUGGCAAAACGUACAUUGCCUCCAGAGUCAUCGAUUCUUUCCUUUCAAGUGCGACGCCGGAGAAGUUGGCAUACUUCUACUGUAACCGAGCCGAGGAAAUUCGACGAGAGCCCGAGAGCAUAUUGAACACGCUUAUCCUACAGCUCGCUCAGACUUCCGAAGAGGACAAGCUCUUAAAGCCAGUUGUUGAUAUCUACCAGGAUCGAGAGAAAAAAGGGCAAAUUUCUUCGCGGCUAAGCCUGAUCGAAAGCCAAGAGCUCCUCAUUCAACUCACGGAUAUAUAUCCCCAGACGACAAUCUGCAUCGACGCGUUAGACGAGGUCGACCACAAAAUGAGGUUGAAAUUACUGACUGCGCUAAAGAAUGUCGUGGAAAGAUCGAAGAACGUAGUCAAGAUUUUUGCGACUACCCGAAUGGACACCGACAUCCUCCUACAAUUCGAAACGUUCCCCAGGAUUGAGCUGCAGCCCGACGACAAUGUCAGUGACAUAAACCAAUUCGUGAAAGCGAACAUCCGGAGCGCUGUCGAAAAGAAGCAACUGCUUCAUGGCAGUGUACCCGAUGAGUUGAAGAACGAAAUAUGUGACAUCCUUUGCAAGCGAUCUAAAGGAAUGUUCCAACUAGCUGCCCUUCAGAUUACCUUUCUUUGCGAGGUGGCUACUCAACAGGAUGUACGACGCAGUCUGAGGGCCCUUCCCGACACCCUAGCAGACGCCUACAGCGAGAUAUACGAGCGUAUUCUUACCCAAAAGGGCAGCUAUCCUCGACUGGCACUGAAUGCAUUCCGGUGGAUCCAGUGUUCAUACGAACCAUUACCAACACGAAUCCUGCUUGACGCAAUUACCGUUGAAAUUAGUAGCUCGGGGGAAUCUUCCUACGAUGUCACCGUACAAGUGUACGACUUGCUGAAAGCUUGCCAAAAUCUAGUCGUUUUGGACAAACGACUUGACGUGUUCCGAUUUGCUCACCUUUCCGUCGAUGAAUACUUGGAGACCAAACUGGAAAGGGUCAAAUCUCAUACCGAAAUCGCAAAAGACUGCCUCUCGCUGCUAUGCAAUUCGAGUGCUUGGGAUUAUUAUGACACAAUUGGGAUUCAUAGCGAUGGCCAUCUGCUGAAUUACUCGGCGGUGUUUUGGCCAUGGCACCUUUCUCGCGGCGAAGACACAGAAGGCUCUCUAAUCAUGACUUCCCUUUGGAGUAAAUUCGUAUCAGAAACCACCUACCAGCGAUGGCUCGACUAUCAUCGCAAGGCUCGUUUAAUACACAUAAACCGCAGCAACGACACUUUUAUGCGACGAUCUGCGGCUCUAAACGAACGAAUCAGCGAUAUUUGCUCUUUGGUUUGUUUAUUUGAGUUACGACAGAAGUUGGUCACGGUAUUUAACUCACACCCCGUACCGACGGCGCAACUAGACAGGCUACUUCUCAAUUCAUCCAGUUUUGGAGACCUGGAUAUUGCUCGGCUGCUGGUCGAUCGGGGAGCUGACGUCUCUGCCGCCGAUGAUUAUGGGUCGACGCCGCUGCACGAAGCCUCGUAUGGAGGGCACGAGGCAGUGGCUAGGCUGCUGGUCGAUCGGGGAGCUGACGUCUCUGCCGCCGAUAAUGAUGGGUCGACGCCGCUGCACGAAGCCUCGUAUGGAGGGCACGAGGCAGUGGCUAGGCUGCUGGUCGAUCGGGGAGCUGACGUCUCUGCCGCCGAUAAAUAUGGGUCGACGCCGCUACACAUAGCAUUGCGCCAGGGGCACGAGGCAGUGGCUAGGCU